AUGAGAAGGGUUGAUGGAGUCGCUUUGCUCAGUAGAGCCGUCGUCUGUAUGGGUAGCUCUACCGCAGUCGGCGGCGCAACUCAACAGCGGCUGGUUCAAGCUGCGAUGUUGAGCACUUGCUCGAAUUCGAAUCCGCUGUGGUUCACGCGAAGACUCGGCGAUCACUUCGGCCUAUCGAAACCCUCUGUGGCCUGCAUUGCAGGAGGGCAUGUGUGCUUCUCUUCGAACGCCACGUCUCUGGCUCAAGAGAUGCAUGCCCAGGACAAGUUCCUCCCCAAGGACGUCGAGCUCUACCAGUACGAAGCUUGCCCUUUCUGCAACAAGGUUAGAGCAUUCUUGGAUUACUAUAAAAUUCCAUACAAAGUUAUGGAGGUUAACCCCAUCAGCAAAAAGGAGAUUAAAUGGUCUGAUUACAAGAAGGUGCCGAUACUGAAAGUUGAUGGUGAACAGAUGGUUGAUUCUUCAGAUAUAAUCGAUAAGCUGUUCCAGAGGAUCAAUCCUGAGAACAAUGUCAUAAAUGGUGAAGAAGAAAAGAAGUGGCGUGGGUGGGUGGAUAAUCACUUGGUGCAUGUUUUAUCACCAAACAUAUAUCGAACUGCUUCCGAGGCUCUCGAGUCAUUUGACUAUAUCACCAGUCAUGGAAAUUUCAGUUUAUAUGAAAGGAUAGUAGCAAAGUAUACUGGAGCUGCAGCUAUGUAUUUUGUGUCUAAGAAACUGAAGAAGAAACACAAUAUCACCGAUGAACGUGCAGCCUUGUAUGAAGCCGCAGAAACCUGGGUGGAUGCUCUUGAAGGGAGACAAUUUCUUGGUGGGUCAAAUCCUAAUUUAGCCGAUCUUGCUGCAUUUGGUGUUUUGAGGCCCAUUCGGCACCUUAAAUCUGGCAAAGAUAUGGUGGAGAACACACGGAUUGGUGAAUGGUACACUCGAAUGGAAAGUAAAGUGGGAGAGUCUGCUAGAAUCGAGGCCUAA
Molecule: messenger RNA, 969 nt
Organism: Prunus armeniaca (apricot)
Lineage: Eukaryota; Viridiplantae; Streptophyta; Magnoliopsida; Rosales; Rosaceae
Source: the annotation of a GenBank genome assembly